AUGGCGCGGCAACCGUCCUCCACUAUCGCUCGGAAUAGUAACGCUUCUUCGUCCUCGGGCGACCCACUGCCUUGGCCCCAAAUUGCCAGCCAGAUGGCUUCCCUUCCACCUACAAGUACUUCUCAGAGAUCACAGAAUACUUUCCUUAUGCCACCGAGUCCGAGUGGUAGUGGUGAUCGUCGCGGGAGUGCGGACUACCGCCCGAGCAUCCGCAAGGCACUGGGCCAUGUGCCGGCGUGCCUGGUCAAUGCGUCGGUGACGUAUUGCAAUAAUGACCAGAUCUACGCUUUCGGUGGCUUCGACCAGUACACCGAUGAAGUCUAUAACCAUGUUCUCCGCUUGAAUCUGAGUACACUUCGCUGGGAAUUGGUUGAUAACUAUGGGGAUAUUCCCGGUGUUCGCAUGGGUCAUACGGCUACCCUGUACCAAGGCGACAAGUUGAUUGUUUUCGGUGGAGAAAACGAGCACCGCGAGUACCUUUCCGAUGUUGUCAUUCUCGACAUCCCCACCUCGAACUGGACCCAGCCGGAAAUCCGUGGACCAAUCCCGCGAGGAAGGGCUCGCCAUGCUGCGGUGAUUUAUGACGAGAAGCUAUUCAUCAUUGGGGGCGUGACGGGCGAAAACAACGUCAUUCUCGAUGAGCUCUGCUACUUGGAUCUGAAAACUUGGACCUGGUCUCGUACUUGGGCGUUCACCGCCCGCUUCGACCAUACUGCCUGGGUCUGGGGCGGCCGUCUCUGGAUCUUUGGAGGCCUGGACCCCAACAUGGAACGGACAACGGAUAUCUGGUGGCUGGACCUCAAAGACAUGCAAUCUCUUGGAAUGGCGACAUCGCAAGGUACCGUGGAAUCCCCAACGACCGCCAGCAGGAUGACUUAUAGUCCAGACACUAUGUUUAGUAGCCCCCCGCAACAGCUUGCCGGCCGGUCUAGCAACUAUGCAGCAAACUCUGGCAGCGUGCAGAUCCGGACCCAGUCCAGGACCUCGACUCGACGAAAGCCGAAUGCUCCCGGCGCCGUUUCGUGUCUGCGUUUCCAGUCUGGACCCCAUGUUCCCGCCCUUUUCUCUGGAACUCACUUUCAGUCGUACGCAUCAGGAGUUCUCCUUGACCUAAUCACGCCCUCCGAGACCGUCCGCACGUAUGAAUGCAACCUGUCCUCGUUGGAACUUGACUCGCUGCGCUGGCAGCGACUCGCCGAUGGCCAAGAGAUCUUCAAGCCUGGAUUUAGAUGGCACUACUGCACCGUCAAUGCCAGCGGUACCAAAGCUUGGCUGCUUGGCUGUAGCCUCGACGCCGGAGCUAACCCAGGGACUAGCGAUGAGAACCACAUGAGCGAAGUGCUUUGCAUCGAUCUAGAAAGAUACGGUUUGCUGGGCAAUGAAAUGUCUGCCUUUUCGCCUAAUCCAAGCAGAAUGCACAUGGAUGACCAGACCGGACCCAUGCCCCUAUCUGGUAUAGGCCAUGAUCUCGCCGCCGUGUUCGAUCAAACGCCCGAGUCUGGUAGUGGAGCUGACUUUGUCAUUACUGCUAACCCCACCGAUCACCUCGAAAUGGAUGAUGCUUCGGAAGACAACUCUGAUCCACAGGCUGAACCUGCGUUUCUCUCGCCCAACGCGGCCACCUCUCCACCCAUUCAUGUGCACCGGAUCAUCUUGCAGCUGCGGUGGCCGCACUUCAAGAGACUCUACUCCGCCCAAAUGGCCGAGUACCACUCGAAGCGGAUGCACAUCCCUGAGCCCUACUCGGUUGUUCGUGCCUUCAUAUACUACCUGUAUACUGAUAGCAUUGCGGGGCACCCGGAGUAUUGUUCUGACAUCAUCGACGUAGCCGGGAUGCUGGUGAUGGCUAACCUGUACGACAUGCCCAAGCUGCGCCUGCUAUGUGUCAACCGCUUGAGUCGAGAGCUCGAUGUGGAAAACGCAGCGAUCAUUUGGGAGCGGGCGGGUCGAACGAACGAGUCAUGGCUGAUGCGGCGUGCGGCUCAGUUCUGUCUCAGCCACUGGGGUCGCGUUGUCCGUACUGACGGGUUCAAGUCUCUCAGUCGUCAGAGCAUCAUCGAUCUCUGCGAAGUGGUUGAUAUGGAGGGUCGCAUUAUCGCGGGGCCGGAAUUGGAGCUGGUUGGGUCGUUGGGCGAGGGGCUACACAAGGACCUGAAGCCAUCCCAGCUGCUGGGUGGUGGGGUUGCCACUGAGAAUGUGGAUGAUCUCGAAGGUGAAGACAUGGACACAAUGGAUAUUAUCUAG
Molecule: messenger RNA, 2244 nt
Organism: Aspergillus aculeatinus CBS 121060
Lineage: Eukaryota; Fungi; Ascomycota; Eurotiomycetes; Eurotiales; Aspergillaceae
Product: Kelch motif domain protein
Exons: 3
Coding region: 1-2244 (747 amino acids)
Molecular function (GO): protein binding
Source: RefSeq, a predicted model, not a curated record